Molecule: messenger RNA, 1359 nt
Organism: Naegleria lovaniensis
Lineage: Eukaryota; Heterolobosea; Eutetramitea; Acrasida; Naegleriidae
Exons: 1
Coding region: 1-1359 (452 amino acids)
Biological process (GO): receptor-mediated virion attachment to host cell
Cellular component (GO): cell outer membrane
Molecular function (GO): protein binding
Source: RefSeq, a predicted model, not a curated record
AUGCAAGACGAAGCAAUCCGUUCAAUCGGCGAUGAUGACGAGAAACUGUUAUCGAUAUCAUCAUUGAACGGUCUGAUGGCCAAAGAACACAAACUUACGAUUCAAGAUUAUUACAAGUUUGUGGAUCAGCAUGAAGAUGAUGACGACACUGAUGUAACUCUCCAUCCAAGAAUACUUCCCAUGAUCGUUCCGAAAACAACACUUGAAAAAUAUAAUCAAUUAAUCUAUUUAUUUGAGUUGGAAAUUGCUAGGAAUAAUUUCGAUAAAGCCGAGCUUCACAUUAAUGAAGCAAUCAAAACAUUGCCGUUUUUUGGGCAUGCAUACUUUAGAAAGUCAUCUCUAUACUGGUCGUUAGGCUUCAAUGGCCUCCAAUUAAGAACGUUAAAACUAGGAAUGUUUUUUACAGUAUACUCGUAUAAUAAUCAUGCAAAAUUGUUUGGUGAAAAUUCUACAACCAUUUCCACACCAAUCAACGGAGAUUUAAAACAGCAAGAAGGCGCAAAGGACAUGGUCAUUAACAAUAUCAACCACGAUUAUUGGUAUUGUAUUUUUAGUGCCUCAGUUUGUCUGUAUGAGAAAAAUUAUGAGUCCAGCUUUUACUAUUUUAAAAAAGCUUUACAAUAUGUAUUGUCGCAAAGGCACCAAAAAACGUUGGAAUCCUCUCCCUCGUACUGUUUAACAAAAUAUGAAAGUUUCUAUGCAAUUUUAAAUUGGCUUGGAAUAUUACACUCUGAUCAGGAACGAUUUGAUCUAGAAAUUCAGUAUUACAAGAAGGCCCUGAUGUACCAUUUUGAGACAAAUUAUCUUCCCAAAUUGGAACCCUAUCAGCUGGCAGGACUCUAUAACAAUAUUGGAGGUAGUUUUUAUUCAGUUGGAAAAUACGAAUCGGCAAUUGAACAAUAUAAUAUUGGACAUUCUCACUUUACUCAACAUGCACUCGUUUUCCAAAACAGAGGAGAUGCCAAUGCUCAACUGGGACAAUUAGAGGAAUCCAUAAAGGAUUUUGAAAAAUGCUUGGAACUAUCAAAUUUCCCACAUGUACAGGUCGACGCUUACACCAACAUUGCUGAAUGCCAUAUAUUAAUGAACGAUCACAAGAAGGCUGAGGAAACAUUUAAAAGAUGCUAUGAAAAAUUUGGAGCCAAAAAGGCGAUGGCUUUUCUGGUCGAUACCGAAAUGCAGGCAUUCAUGCCGGACUCUGAGUUAUUGAAAUUGAUUGAUGAAGCUCUGGUUCUUGCAGGAGAUGACGCCUUAGCUCUUAAACGCUUAAUGAUUCGAAAGUAUUUUAUAACAGAAUCGAAUACGGAAUGGCAAGUGAUUGAACGGUUUAAACACGGAGCACUUGAACGAAUUUCAUAA